CGACGACGUUUCGCGCUUUGGAGCUACAUUUUUUUUUUUUUUUUGGUUAUUUAUGGUGGUGGUUAUUGUUUCGUGUUAUUUUCUUUGUCCUUCAAGUUUGGCCUCUGGUUCUGAUAAAAUUGGAGAAGGAAAUUAGAUCAGAAGAUCUGGAUUUGGCUAGCAGGUCGCAGGGAAGGGAAGCGAGAGUACUGAACAAUUUUGCCGUCGUCGCCUACGAUUGCACUCCGACGGUCUGGUCGUGCUGUCGACGAUCCUCACCGCUAAAUCUAUCUCUGCCCGAUCGGGAGAGACGAGAAGAAAGUGCUGCAAGCGAAGUUCAGCCCCACCGCCGAUCGCCUGGAUUUGUUUUCCCCCGGCUGUUUCUAGGUAUCUUCGACAUCAGGUUACGAUUCUCCCAAAAUAGUUGCCGACUAAGCUUAGCAUGAAAUAAUUUGCGUUUUGUCGCGAUCGAAAUUCAUGCGAACUUUCUGCUUUGUUUCCUAUCCUCUUUUUGGAUUUGCAUUUUCUAUAAUCAGUAACUAGAGAGAGUUGUGUUUAUCCCUAGAUGAUGCAAAGUGGUUAUGGCGAUUUUGGUGCUCCUAGUGAGGUAUAGUUUAUUCUAUUUGGAAUUGCUGAUUGUGAUAUGCUUAUGGGGUGGAUGUGGAGCCGUCCAUUUUGGCCUUUCUGUCUGGUUGGUUUCUUUGCUUGAUUUGAUCGGAUUCUUUAUGUGAAACUUUUAGAUGCAGAACGGAUGUUCAGUUGUCAGGUUGUAUUUUCUGCUUUGUGUAAUCUGUGCUCAAUAUAUUGAUGGUCUGCUGUGGCUUCCGUUGAUGAUUAUUUGUAGGGUAGCAGAAAGGAAGCGAGAAGAAGAUGAGGAUGAAUGGUAUUCAAAUGUGGCUUCAACUAUUGGUUGUUGCGGCUCUUAUUCAUUCACCAAUGGCUGUCCCAUCGCCAACUUCCCCUGCUCUUCUCUUUUCUCCUCACAUCCAUCAGUAGGUUACCCUUGUUUCCUUUUUCAGUUGCUAAGCUCUUUCCCUCGAGACACCAUCCACUCCCACCCCGCCUUCUUUUCUCAUGUGUGUAUGAGCUCAAAUUUAGUCACAUUGCUUGUGGUCAUGGAGGCAGACAAGUUAUGUUUUCAUGUUACUUAGAAUUGCAUAAGUAUGCACAUAAUGUGUUUCACAAGUUAUGUCAUCAACUCAUUCUUGUGCAAGGACUCAUAUUUGAGUGACAUCUGAUCUGCCUAUCACUCGGAAGAAUUCAGAAAUAUGAUAUGCAUACUUGUUGUGUACUUUUCAGUGGAAUUAUAUGUACUUACUAGAGUUGUUAUAGGGUCUCAAAUGGUGAGAUGGAUGCCGCUGUUACCUACCAGACAAUUUCUUCACUAGAUCUUGCCAAGUCUGUUCUAUCUCAAGGCGGCUGGUCAAACUUAAUGUGCCCUGGGAAAAAGGUUCACCAGCCUGUGGACGUGGCACUUGUCUUCGUUGGUAGAGAGCUCCUGUCAUCUGACAUUUCUGCAAACACUGAUACAGACCCGGUCUUGUUGAACUUGCUCAAGGUCUCCUUUUCGAAGUCCAACCUUUCCAUGGGAUUUCCUUACGUUGCAGCAUCACCAAAGGAGUCGAUGGAGAAUUCUUUGUUGAUGGGUUUCCAAGAAGCUUGCGGAGAGGAGUUAGAAGCCAGCACUGUUGCUUUUUCUGAGUCAUGCUCCAUCGAUGAUCAAAAGUUCCAGAAGCUUAUUGAUGUGGAAGCAGUCCGAGAUCACCUCAGUUCAAGGGCUGAAAAGAGAGUGGAUGGCCGAACAGACCUUGUUGUUUUCUGCCAUGGAGGUUCUCAGUCCUCAAAAAUGGUCGGGAAGACACAAAGUGAAGGUGAAGUUUUUUCUGAGCUUCUCAACUCUGUGGAAGCGUCAGGAGCAACGUACUCGGUCCUAUAUGUUUCAAAUCCCUUUCAAUCUAUCCUAUACCCUUCUCAGUCAAAUUCAGGAAGGUUUCUGGCCGAAGAUACUCGGCGAAACGAGUCAGUUAAAUCUACGGGGUGUGAUGAAUUAUGCCAAAUCAAAUCAUCACUUCUGGAGGGAGUUUUAGUGGGGAUUGUUUUGCUUCUGAUUUUGAUAUCGGGACUUUGCUGUAUGAUGGGAAUUGAUACACCAACACGAUUCGAGGCACCUCAAGAGUCGUAAGAGGCUUACCUUCACAUGGCUGGGUGGAGGGUGGCAUCAAGAAGGCGUCUAUUGCAGGCGGUCUUGUAAAAGUAUUUGCUUUUAGUUAUUUUUGUUGGAGUGGUAUUUAAGAAGGUAAUGCAGGGCUGUAAUAUUUGUUUUUCACGUGGCUGUUUCUGACUGCUGGGAAUAAUAGGGAAUAUAACGUUAUGCUGUUCGUUAAGAUCGCCUACUUGAGAAGGCAAAAGCUUGAUCUGAAAUUCUGAAUGCUACUAUACUAUGGAUGUUUUUUUACACGUGGCUCGUCCCUUUGUUGAUUUUAGGCCGUUGAUUGAAGAUAGUCUUUAAUAGAGCUGUCAAACUAGAACCAGACUGUAGCAACCCGCCCAGCGCUAAAUUUGGUUCUAGCCAUUUAAUUUUUUGUCCGAAUCUAAUUUAUAGUGUAACUUUUCUAACAAAAAAAAAUGAAAUUUAGUGUACCUUCUUCAUUUUAUGUGACUUUCUUUAAAAUUAUUUUUAUAUAGGUAGCGGUAGUAAUGAUUAAUUUUUAUCACUAAAUAUGACUUAAUCAAUUAUGGAAAUACAAUAAUUUGUUCAGCUGGUUAUAGAUUAAUCACAUGUUGGACAAAAUGAGUUGUGUCAUUAAUCGUUCAUCCAACUUUAGUUAAAGAAAUAUAAUCAAAAUAAAGCAGAUCAAUCUACUUAAAAUAUUACGUGUCGGGGACGUAAGUGUCAUCCCAUGAGCAAGAGCUGGAUUCUUCCGCAACUGAAAUUGAAUCAAGUUGAUAAGGACCACAAUUCCAUCUUUUUGUGCUUGACACCAAGCUCUAAUUCGAGAAAUAUAUUGAGGAAGAUCCAAAUUCAUUAUCCCUUGUUCGGGCUUAUUCUUAUCCCUUGCUUACCUCGACUUGUGAGUUGUGAGUACUAAUCUUGCAUGUGUGAUUGAAUUUGUCACCAGUUUGGCCAUACUCUUUUGCCAAGCCUCCAUGGAAGGCUCUAGAUUCCCUCAUUCCUAAACAUUUUGCUUACCCCGACCUUUUCAUACGGUUGAUCAUUAAAGGAGACACACUUGUUUGAAAGCUGGGGCUAUCACUUUUGCAAGAUGACAUGGACGAUGAAGUCGUCUCUAUUGGUGAAAUAGUCACUAUGGGGCAUAAAGUUGUUGCAUAAGUUUUGAACAAUAUUUGAAGCUACUCCAACAAUACUCGAACCUGAAUUUAUUUUAUUUUUUGUUAUUUGCUAUGAUAAUUGUUUUUUCUUGAGUUACCUAGACAAUUAAUUUAAUUACAUAACUAUGAACUAUACAUAAUUAAAAAAAUUAAAUACAUGGUAAUAAAUAUAAGAACUUGAC
Linum trigynum is the source of this 3491-nucleotide messenger RNA. Lineage: Eukaryota; Viridiplantae; Streptophyta; Magnoliopsida; Malpighiales; Linaceae. The record is from the annotation of a GenBank genome assembly.